AUGACACAAUAUUUAUCGAAAGAUUCUUUAUUUUUGAAAUUACCUACUGAUUUAUCUAAAGAUGAAAUUUCUGUACUAGAUUUAUAUCAUGAUAUCACUUCCUUAACAACGACACCAACACCAAAAGUUACAUUCGAUUCAAUAAUCAAUAAGACAUAUUAUUUAUUAAAAUCAACUAAUGAUAUUUCUAAUGCGUUGAAACUAUGGCAAAUUAGAUUAACUUGUCAUUUAUUUAAUAAUCAAUUGAGUUAUGCUAAAAAGGAACUGAUUAAUUUAAAUAAUACAUUAUAUUUACAAGAAAAUCAUAAUAUUACUCCACCACCUCCACCACCAGCAGCUUCCUCGUCAUCAUCAUUAUCAUUAUCAAAUGGAUCAACACCAAAUGCUACCACCACCACCACUAAUAAUAAUCCAAUAUAUCCAUUACCUAAGAAUAAUCAAUUGAUUAUAGAUUUCAAAUUAUUAAUACUUUUAUUAAGAUUAAAAAAUUUCCCUAAUAUGAAUUUAAUUAAUGAAUUAUAUAAAUUAAUUUAUCAAUUAAGAUUGAAAAGAAAUGAUAAUAUUAAUAAUGAUCAAAUUUCGUUAUUAUUGGUUAAGAAUUUACAAAAUUUGAGUUAUGAUAAUAUUGUUAUAUUGACACUCACUAAGAAUUAUUUAACUUUGAUUAAUUUCUUAUCUAAUUUAAUUCAAGAAUUGAAAGAAUUAAAAGACAGCGAAGAUAAGAAACAAAAUAUGGCCAAUUCUUUUGAUUGUGAUUAUUAUUCCAAUAUAAAUUUGAUUUAUUUAAUAAUCAAUUUAAUUGUUCACCAUAAGAAUCAUAAUCAAAAUCAUAUAGAUGUGGUUAUAAAUGAUACAAAUUUCAAUCAUAUUUGGAAUACUCAAAUCAAUGAAACAACUAAAAACUCAUUAAUUUAUACAUUACAACAUAUUCCUCCAUCUAUUGCUUCUAAACAUGAUAAUAAUCCACAAGAAUCAUCUAUACAAUUCAAAUGUGAUUCAAUUAAAGAUUUAGGUCAAUUGGUUCAAGAAGGAAAAAUCACAGGAAGAAUAAUAUGUUCAAUGUUAGGAAUUUGGGAUUUAUCUAAUACUUAUGGGUUUACUUUAUCUAAUAAUUCAAAUUCAGAUGGUAAUAGUGCGUUACAAUUCACGAAAAUUAACUCCCAAGAAGAUCAUCAACAACAACAACAUUUGGAUAUCAAUACAUUGUCCAAAGAUGAGAUAAUCAAUAAAUGUUGUGAUUUACUCAAUGAUCAAUGGUGUAAUUAUAUCAAUAAAGUAUAUGGGCUUGAAUAA
Molecule: messenger RNA, 1293 nt
Organism: Candida albicans SC5314
Lineage: Eukaryota; Fungi; Ascomycota; Pichiomycetes; Serinales; Debaryomycetaceae
Exons: 1
Coding region: 1-1293 (430 amino acids)
Source: RefSeq, a predicted model, not a curated record